Raphanus sativus (radish) is the source of this 889-nucleotide messenger RNA. RefSeq names its product tRNA-specific adenosine deaminase TAD2. Gene Ontology annotation, molecular function: zinc ion binding; tRNA-specific adenosine-34 deaminase activity. Lineage: Eukaryota; Viridiplantae; Streptophyta; Magnoliopsida; Brassicales; Brassicaceae. The transcript has 8 exons. The record is from RefSeq and is a predicted model, not a curated record. Gene Ontology annotation, biological process: tRNA wobble adenosine to inosine editing. Bases 161 to 754 code for a protein of 197 amino acids.
UAUUUUCUCCCCAUCAAAAAAGGGGCCAGCGACUAAAGACUCUUCUGGGUACUCGGAGACAUCAGCUUUUUACUCCACCGGUCAACUGUGAGUGUAGUUUAUUCGCUUCCUCCUCGAUUGUGAUAUAGAGAAACACUUACGGAUUGCCAAGUUUAAAGUUAUGGCACUAGUGAAAGAGGACCGCUGCGAGGAGUCUCAUAAGUAUAUGAGUUUGGCUCUGCACCAGGCCAAGCUUGCUCUGGAGGCUCUUGAAGUUCCUGUGGGAUGUGUCAUUCUUGAGGAGGGUAACAUCAUUGCUUCAGGGCGUAACCGAACUAAUGAGACACGCAAUGCCACAAGACAUGCAGAGAUGGAAGCAAUCGAUGAACUUAUUGGACAAUGGCAAAAAGAUAGACUCUCACCCUCACAAGUCGCUGAGAAAUUCUCGAAAUGUGUUCUUUACGUAACAUGUGAACCUUGCAUAAUGUGUGCAUCGGCCUUAUCGUUUCUCGGUAUAAAGGAAGUAUAUUACGGAUGCGGAAAUGAUAAAUUUGGGGGUUGUGGCUCCAUAUUGUCGCUUCACUUAGGGAGUUCUCAGACUGAAGAAGGUCAAGGAGGAAAAGGGUACAAGUGCAAAGGAGGAAUAAUGGCAGACGAAGCUGUCUCUCUUUUCAAAUGUUUCUAUGAGCAAGGCAAUCCCAACGCCCCAAAGCCACACCGCCCUGUAGUUCAAAGAGAGAGAGGACUUAGCCUCUUAGAGACGAACAUGGUUUGAAAAUUGACGUUUCUGAUUUAGAGUAUGAAGAAGUUGAGGGGGAGUUUGUCAAAUGAUGAUUCUAUGUAUGUUUUUGCUACUUUUGGCACAUGAAACAUUGUUACCUAUAUUCAAAACUUUUUUAUAUUCUCGUAA